Messenger RNA from Eutrema salsugineum, 3592 nucleotides. Its product is annotated as pentatricopeptide repeat-containing protein At5g61990, mitochondrial. Lineage: Eukaryota; Viridiplantae; Streptophyta; Magnoliopsida; Brassicales; Brassicaceae. The transcript is spliced from 2 exons. Gene Ontology annotation, molecular function: protein binding. The record is from RefSeq and is a predicted model, not a curated record. The coding region runs from base 18 to 2984 and encodes 988 amino acids.
GCUCUCCGGUAUCGGAGAUGAUGGGCUCAACGCUGUUCAGGAAGAGCUGUUUAGUUCUGAGAGGGAAUUGUUUACUUCUCCGAUCGUUUUCCGCUAACGUUGGGGAAAUUUCCGACGCAUCAGCUGAAAUAGCGGGAAUCCUCAACAAGGCGAACUGGCGUGACGCCUUAGUAUCUUCGAAUCUCUCGGUGGAGAUAAAUCCAGACGUUGUUCUCUCCGUUUUACGAUCCAAGCGCGUCAAUGAUCCCGCCAGGCUUUUGAGUUUCUUCAAUUGGGUCGAUUCUCAAAAAGUUACGGAGCAGAAGCUAGAUUCGUUUUCGUUUCUCGCUUUGGGUUUGUGUAGUUUGGGUAGUGUUGGGCAAGCUCACUGUGUUGUAAUCCGGAUGAUUGAGAGGAAGUGGCCUGUAGCUGAGGUUUGGAGUUCAGUUGUGAGAUGUUCGCGAGAGUUUUCGGGAACGAGUGAUGAAGGAGUUCUAUUUGGGAUCUUGAUUGAUGGAUAUUUUGAGAAAGGGUUUUUAGAUGAAGCUGUUUUUGUGAUCUCUAGCAUUAUGAAUCUGGGAUUGGUUCCUGAUUCGGCAAGGUGUAAUCAUUUGUUGGAUGCGUUUUUGAAGAGGAAUCGGCUGGAUUUGUUUUGGGAUGUGUAUAAUGGAAUGGUUGAGAGAAAUGUAGUAUUUGAUGUUCACACUUAUGAAAAGUUGAUUGUUGCACACUGCAGAGCUGGGAAUGUUCAGAUGGCAAAAGAUGUUCUUCUCAGAACCGAAGAAAAAUUCGAUUCGGUGACUGUGACUGUGUAUAGUUUGGUAGUUGAAGUUUUUUGUAAAAAAGGAGAUCUGGAUGAAGCAUUUGAGCUGAAGAAGUCGAUGAUUUGCAAAGGAUUGGUGCCAUCGAAACAAUCGUACAAUAUAUUUAUGGAUAGGUUGUGUAAGCGAAAGAGACUAGAAGACGCUAAAUCGUUGCUGGUAGAGAUGAAAAGUUUUGGCUUGUUUCCUGAUAAUUUUGCUUCUAGUAUACUGAUUGAGGGUUUACUGAAAGGCAGAGAUGCAGACGCUGCAAAUGGGCUAGUCCAUGAGAUGGUUUCUCAUGGAAUUAACAUUGAUCCUAAGAUGUAUGAUUCUUUUAUUUGCGUGAUGUCAAAGGAUGGGGCGAUGGAGAAGGCAAAGGCUCUCUUUGAUGGGAUGAUCGCAUCCGGAGUGAUACCAGGUGCUCGGGCUUAUGGUAGUUUGAUUGAGGGAUACUUUCGAGAAAAGAAUGUACUUAAGGGUUAUGAGUUAUUUGUUGAAAUGCAAAAGAAGAACAUUGUCGUCUCUCCUUAUACUUAUGGUACAGUGGUAAAAGGUAUGUGUUCUUCUGGGGAUCUUGAUGGAGCUUAUGACAUUGUGAAGGAAAUGGGUGCAAGCGGUUGCAGACCGAACGUGGUUAUAUAUACAACACUGAUCAAAACCUUUCUCCAGAAAAGUAGGUUUGGAGGUGCGGUGAGGGUUUUAAAAGAAAUGAAGGAACAAGGAAUUGCACCAGACACUUUUUGCUACAACUCCCUUAUAAUUGGCCUUUCAAAGUCCAAAAGAAUGGACGAAGCAAGGUCUUAUCUGGUUGAAAUGGUAGAGAACGGAUUAAAGCCUGAUGCUUUCACCUAUGGGGCUUUUAUCAGUGGAUAUAUAGAGGCAGGGGAUUUUGCAUCUGCAGAUAAGUAUGUGAAAGAGAUGCUGGAAUUUGGUGUGAUUCCAAAUAAGGUCUUUUGCACGGGUCUGAUCAACGAGUAUUGCAAAAAGGGUAAAGUAAUAGAGGCGUGUACAGCAUUCAGAUCCAUGGUUGAACAAGGGAUUCCGGGGGAUGCUAAGAUGUACACUGUUCUUAUGAAUGGUCUUGUUAAAAACGGUAAAGUAAAUGAUGCGGAGGAGAUUUUCCAGGAAAUGCGUGGAAAGGGUAUUACACCCGAUGUGUUCUCUUAUGGUACACUCAUUGAUGGGUUUUCGAAGUUGGGAAAUACAGAGAUGGCAUCUCGUAUUUUUGAUGAGAUGGUUCAAGAAGGUGUGACUCCUAAUGUCAUCAUAUACAACAUGUUGCUCGGUGGCUUCUGCAGGUCUGGUGAAAUCGAAAGAGCUAAGGAAUUUUUUAAUGGAAUGUCAGGAAAAGGUUUCCCACCUAAUGCAGUGACUUACUGUACAAUCAUAGAUGGAUGUUGCAAAUAUGGGGAUCUAGCGGAGGCUUUUCGGUUAUUUGACGAGAUGAAACUAAAGGGAUUAGUUCCUGAUAGUUUUGUGUACACAACACUUGUGGAUGGGUGUUGCAGAUGGAACGAUGUGGAAAGAGCUAUCACCAUCUUUGAGACAAACGAGAAGGGUUGUAGUUCUACUACCGGCCCCUUCAAUGCUUUGAUCAAUUGGGUUUUCAAGUUUGGAAAAACAGAAGAUAAAUCAAAAUGGAUAAAUUUGCUCAUAGAUGGGUCGCUUGAUAGGCAUGGCAAGCCCAAUGAUGUAACAUACAACAUUAUGAUAGAUUAUUUAUGCAAGGAAGGAAAUUUGGAAGCUGGAAAAGCGCUUUUGCAGGACAUGAAGAAGGCAAACCUGAUGCCUACUGUUGUAACUUACACAUCUCUUCUAAACGGGUAUGAUAUAAUGGGUAGAAGAUCUGAAAUGUUUGCUAUAUUCGACGAGGCUAUUGCCUCAGGAAUUGAACCAGACAACAUAAUGUACAGUGUGAUCAUCAAUGCUUUCGUGAAAGAAGGGAUGACGACAAAAGCACUUAUGUUCAUGGAUCAGAUGUUUGCCAAGAACGCUGUUGUGGACGGGUGUAAGCUAAGUGAUUCAACUUGCCGGGCUCUACUCUCUGGUUUUGCUAAAGUGGGAAAAAUGGACGCAGCUGAGAAGGUUAUGCAGAAUAUGAUUCGACUCAAAUAUAUUCCCGAUUCUUCGAGUGUUAUUGAGCUAAUUAAUGAGGGUUGCAUCUCCCCAAACCAAAGGAUGGAAGCGGAUGCUGCUCCAUAGAUUGUAAAAGAAAAGCCAAAAGCAGAUAGACUUCCUUCUUUUUCGUUAUGGCUAAAUAGGAGACAGCUGGUUUUACCUCUGGUUUACGGCAAAUUUCUUGGCCGACUUGAAAAUUGCUGAAGGGUUGCGCCAAAAGACGAAUCUACUCCGUCUCAGUCUUCUGAUUGUCAAACUGUCUGACCAGAUAUAGGUCUUACCUAAACUUAAGGCAAGCUGGUUGGGAUGGAUAUGUAAUUGUUUUUUUUUUGUUGAGUUACCAUUACGAUUGCUGUUCCUGGAAGAGCUUGGGUCAUCUCAGGAACUCAUCUGGACCAAUUCAAUUUGCUUGAGAACGGAUUUGCCUUGGUUCACUUCUCUGCAGUUUUCAUCAUGAUGAUGACACUAGGAAGUUGACGACGAAUGGGAGACACAUAUGAGCUGUUUAAACUGCAAUUUCUUCGAUAUUUAAGGCCAGAGAUAGCAGGUUUUUAACAAAUGAACCCUCCUGACUACUCCUGAUCAUGUCUAGCGUCAAUAAAUCUUCAUUAAAGCUUGUAAAAUAUUUGAUGUUACAAUGAAGUCAUUAACAGUUUUUUUGGGGUUAAAAAUUGAUGGUCAUAUUGAUGAAC